AUUAUAAAGGAGCCAUUUCUAUACUCCCAGAAACAUAGCAUAAGCUUUUCUUGGCUCUCUCCUUGCUCAUGUCUUGCCUGAGUCUGAGGCUUCCGCCUCCCAAGAAGGCCUGGAAGAUUCUCACCUCCAAGCUUCAGAGGAAGCUCCCCAAGCUCCGCAGGCCAAGACCUGUCUACAAAUUGCCCAAAACUCAAGUUCUCGCCGCUGCUCCUUCAGGAGCCGAGGAGUCUGUCUUUGUCGUGAAGCAACCCGGCCGGCAGCACAGGCAGAGACCUCGGCGAGUCCACUCGUCGGUCGUUUUCAACGUUCGGCGUCACGUGUUCAAGAAGCAGCAAGCGCAUGUGUUUGUCGAUAAGCUCUUCAAGGAGCCCCUGGAAGGGAUCAUAGAGCAUCAUUGCCUAGACACUCUUCCUGUGAAGUAUAUGCCAAGUCCCAAGAGCCUCGCUGCCAUUGAUCGCUCUGCCCUGGAGGCAGGAAUGAGUGACGGGGAUCACGACGGAAGUGACGCAAAGACAUGUGAAGCGGACGACAUGUGGGAGUCGGUAGGGCUGGCAUCGCCGCUGACUCACAGGAUUGAUGAGAGAGCCGAGGAGUUCAUCUCCAAGUUUCGAGCUGAAAUGGAGCGUCAGGAGAUGGUGGCACGGAGUUUGUAGCUGAUAACUUCAUACACACACUUCUUCUUGUUCUUCUUUUUUUCCCCCUCCCCUUUGGAUUUGUGAAUACUGCCAUCAAACUCAACCUUCUGUUGUACAUAUACUUUGCAUAAUAGAGCCUAGAUUUCC
This is a messenger RNA of Rhodamnia argentea, 782 nucleotides long. RefSeq lists its product as uncharacterized. Bases 69 to 653 code for a protein of 194 amino acids. The record is from RefSeq and is a predicted model, not a curated record. NCBI's taxonomy places the organism in Eukaryota, Viridiplantae, Streptophyta, Magnoliopsida, Myrtales, Myrtaceae. The transcript has a single exon.